AUGCUCACCAAGCUCUAUGAAGAUAUGAUCCAUCGACCUCUAGCCGGAAAAUCGAUACUUGAUAACUUCCCAGUUGACCAUGCGGAUGUAAUCUUCAAGACAAGAAGUAUUCCUGCGCAAAGACAGAAUGUACGAGGUGGAAGCAGUGAUAGGGCGCGGGCAGUUCAGCGUGGUCUGCAGGGCGCGGGGCCCGGAAGGGAAGCGGGUGGCGCUGAAGAAGAUCCACCUGCCGAGCAUGUUUUCUACAGCAGCAUCCCUCAUUUCCUGGGCACUGGUUGUAACUUUCGAUCGACGUUGGUCAGCCCUGUGAAGCAAAUCCCUAACAUGCUCGAUAGGGUUCAUGUUGGAAGAAAACGGUGGCCAUAUUCCCAACUGGACCACCCCAACAUCAUUCGUUACAUUUCCUCCUUCGUAGAGGGAGAAGAACUGAACAUAGUGUUAGAGCUUGCGGAUGCCGGAGACCUGGGUAGGAUGAUUCGACACUUCAGAAGGCAACGGAGGCUCAUUCCCGAACCGACGAUAUGGAAGUACUUCGUCCAGGUGGCUAGCGGCAUUCAUCACAUGCACCUAAAGAGGAUCAUGCACAGAGAUAUUAAACCUGCCAACGUGUUCGUCAGCCGCGGAGGUAUUGUCAAGCUUGGCGAUCUUGGCCUGUCCAGGUACUUCUCCGCAAGGACGCUGGCUGCCAGGUCUCUCGUCGGCACUCCUUACUACAUGAGUCCAGAACGUCUUCAUGAACUUCCGUACACCUUUACGAGCGAUGUAUGGUCCCUAGGAUGUCUUAUAUAUGAGAUGGCAGCACUGCAGUCACCGUUUUAUGAGCACCGACUAAAUUUAUAUUCCCUCACAAAGAAAAUAGAGAGAGGUGACUACCCUCCUUUGCCAUCGCCAAUAUUUUCAGAAAAAAUGCGACGGCUAAUUGAUGAAUGUCUUCAACCAAACCAAGAAGAUAGACCAGAUAUUUCUCAUGUGUAUAAUGUAGCACUUGAUAUGUCAGCAAGGCAAUACAAUGUUUCUGCAUCUUAUCUGUAAUGUAUAUCCAUAAAAUGGCAUGUUCAAAUAUUCUACCUUUUUUGUCUUAAAGAUUUAGAAAAAAAAUUAAUAACUAACAAAAAAUAUCAGCUGUUCACAAAUUUAUACAAUGUACAUUUCAAUGUUCAUAGUGUAUUUUAUCAUAAAUAAACAUUAUUUCUCCAAUAAA
Nezara viridula (southern green stink bug) is the source of this 1201-nucleotide messenger RNA. NCBI's taxonomy places the organism in Eukaryota, Metazoa, Arthropoda, Insecta, Hemiptera, Pentatomidae. The record is from the annotation of a GenBank genome assembly.